Molecule: messenger RNA, 447 nt
Organism: Benincasa hispida (wax gourd)
Lineage: Eukaryota; Viridiplantae; Streptophyta; Magnoliopsida; Cucurbitales; Cucurbitaceae
Source: RefSeq, a predicted model, not a curated record
AUGCAGGGCCUUUCUCUUGAGGCUAAACAUCUGAGGGAUUUACGGAAGUAUGACCCUCGCCCCUUUGAUGGAUCGUUGGGGGAACCCACCAAAGCAGAAAUGCGGCUGUCUUCUAUUGAGACAAUAUUCAAUUUUAUGAGAUGCCCGGAAGAGCACAAGCUUCAAUGUGCAGUCUUUAUGUUGUCUGGUAACGCGAAAAUUUGGUGGCGUUCAGCAGAAAAGAUGAUUGAUUCUAGUGGUGAACUUACAACCUGGGAGCAGUUCAAGGAGCGCUUUUAUGAGAAGUACUUUUCGGCCAACACCCGAUACAACAAACAGGCAGAAUUCUUGAACUUGAGGCAAGAAGUUAUGUCGGUGGAGGAAUAUGAGCAAGAAUUCGAUAAGCUGUCUCGCUUUGCUCCUGAACUAGUAACCACUGAGGCAACGAGGACAGAGAGAUUCAUCUAG